Exserohilum turcica Et28A is the source of this 912-nucleotide messenger RNA. RefSeq lists its product as uncharacterized. Lineage: Eukaryota; Fungi; Ascomycota; Dothideomycetes; Pleosporales; Pleosporaceae. Gene Ontology annotation, molecular function: ATP binding; protein kinase activity. Bases 1 to 912 code for a protein of 303 amino acids. Gene Ontology annotation, biological process: protein phosphorylation. The transcript is spliced from 2 exons. The record is from RefSeq and is a predicted model, not a curated record.
AUGUCGAUUGAGUCGAUAGACAAGUACGUCUUGGACGAAAUCGUGGAAGCAUGCGCAGACACCUCAGACAGCGCGGAAGAGCUUUCCAAGAAGCUGGUCAACAAGAUUGUAGCUGUUAAACGGUCGACUGGAUAUUUUGCGCCCACGCUGCACAACGAAGUGGCGAGGAUGAAAGCCAUCGGGGAAAGCGUCGAGGCUACUGGAAACACGCAGUCGCAAUUCUUCCAGCUACUUGCAUACGAUAUUGAUGACACGUCAGUAGCCUGGAUGGCAACCUCAACCUUUCCGAUUUGUCUCUCCCUCGAGGGUUUCAGGAGCCUAGGAGAGAUGCCUGAAGAUUUUCUAUGGGUAUGCUUUACGCAGCUGCAGCAAGGACUUGAAUUCCUUCACGGCGUCUGUGAUCCGACCAUUGUUCAUUGCGACCUGCACCUGGGCAAUAUCGUCGUCGGAUUCCCAGAUGCAGUACCAUCGGGAUUACCACAGGUAAAGAUUGUCGACUUUGGCGUAGCAGUGCUGCUCCACAAUGACACGCAAGAAACAGCGGUGUUGGCUGAAGACAAUGUAGCUUUCCUCGAACUACUGCAUUCUCUUAUUCAUAAGUGGGAUGGCGCCACGUGUGGAGAUUGCGCCGAUGCUACAGCACCAGAGCCAGGAGAGCAAUCCAUGAUUGGCAAGUUUCACGAUGACAUUGUUAAACAAUUAGAAUAUGGUAGCGGGGGUUUUGCGCGGAUUCGUGUGGGUUUAUGGGAACGGUUUGGUGACUUCGCGACGAUGCGGGGCGCUGCGGUGUCCAAGGCCUCGGAGCAAAACAUGCAGGGUGUCAUCAUGGACGACUUUGGUUCGCAGAAAAGGGAAAUGGAGGCGAGGUUGGAGGAGAUUAUACGAGAGCGUGUUCAGCCGCUUUCACAGUGA